Hylaeus volcanicus is the source of this 1485-nucleotide messenger RNA. RefSeq lists its product as uncharacterized. The coding region runs from base 67 to 1335 and encodes 422 amino acids. Lineage: Eukaryota; Metazoa; Arthropoda; Insecta; Hymenoptera; Colletidae. The transcript has 6 exons. The record is from RefSeq and is a predicted model, not a curated record.
UAUAAUAAGCAGAAAAUUGCAAUUUUUUUUUGUUCAUAAAGAAAUGUGCUUUUAUUAAUUAAACACAUGAAAAAGAAGAGCAUAAUGUUAUCAGGAGUUGCACUUUAUUUAAAUGAAUCGCUACAAAAUUAUCUUUAUGAAGAUUUAAUAGAAUAUUGUCCAAAUUUAUGCUACCACAAAAAGAACCGUUUAAGACUAAUGAUACGAAAAGUUGGAAGUCAUUUUCUAGCAGGAAAAUUGAGGGAUGCUUUGAUUCAAUAUAGAGCUUGUAUCAUUUUAAUUAUGCAAAGUAGUCAGGUAACGAGGAAUUUAUUUGUUAAUCACAAUACUUUUCUUGAACUCUUUGUUGAUUCUUUAUUGAAUGUUAUUUUCCAGCAUCCUGAAACAAUAGAUAUUUUAAGAAACAUUACUUUGCGUAUUAACUGCGGAAAAUUUAUGGAGCCGUGUGAUCCGAACGAAAAAUGUAUUUUGUCGAGUGAAGAAACCGACUAUAUUUUGGCGCAACUCAUAAAUCGGUUUAAAGCAACAAGUAAUCAAAUUUCCUUUUUAAGUAUUGAACAUAAAGCAGCGCUUUAUCAAGGAUUGGAAUACCAUAUGCGUAACUCAGGAGCGGUUUGCCCUAUAAGUUUAGAACCAAUUUUCCAAGAUGAAAAGCUGACAGAUGACAUUGGCGUUCUAUUUGAAGAAGAAGAAGUUGAACUGGAAGUCAUGGCUAAACACAACAUUUUUUUGAAUGCCCGAGAAUCGUCUUUCAUUAUUUGUAACUCUGACAUGAAUAAUAUUGAUAACAUUUGUGACGGGAAAAUCAUGAUACAGCCAACGUGUCCAUCAAUAGGUUUCGCAACACAAUUAUUGGAUUUACUUUUUGUGAAAACUUGUCGGGUUGCUCAAAAUUGUUUGCGAAUUCGAUUAAUUGACGAUUCGCGGACCAUAACACCAUCAAAUAGACUAAAUUUAAGUCUUGGUGAGCUGUGUAGUGAACAAACUAGCCCUUUAUUGGAGCAAGUCACAUCUAGUUCCUCUUUAUCCGUACUGAACGCUGAGGAAUCGAGUGAAGAGAAUGUUCGGCAUAUGAUAUCUCGACGUUGGACCAUUACGAGUUCCAAUACGGAGUUUACUUGUACAAAUCAAACUAAGACGAGAAAAUCUUCAUGUGUUAACGAUGGUUCGACAAAUGUUUUCCGUGUCGUUCGUUGCCAUUUCUUUAAAGCAACACAACUAUUAAAAUGGUUUGACACAGGACAGUGGAUUAACCCAGUUACCCGAAACCCUAUUUUACCUGAUGAUUGGUGUAGAUUGACGUGUCCAUUCAUAGAAACAGUCACAAAAAACUAGCACGUUAUUUAAUAUAUAUAAAUUUUUUCUCAUUUAAUUAUUCUUGUUUCCCGUCCAUUAUUGAUUUGAUAAUAUUUCCUUGUUUUUAUUCUUUACACUUGAUAAAAGUUUGAAUAAAUAAUUUUAAUUAAUAAUAAUAGAUGUCUAUUU